CGUCGGAGGAGUCAGGAGCACUGAUCGGGCGCUCCUUCCUCUCUCCUCCCCCUUUAGACCCCGUCGAGCACUCCAUCUCUCGCUCCUUUCCUCCCUCUCUCUCUCUCUCUCUUUCUUAAAUUGGCACCGUCUCUGGGCUCGAACCAUGAUAACAGAACAGGCUUAUUGCGCUCCGCGUUGUAGGGCUCUCCUCCUCAACCCCGAUCACUUUAAACUGAAAUAAGAAGACGUUUAGAGGAGAGAGGGGGGGGGAGAAGAGAGAGAGAGAGAGAGAAAAAAGAGAGGAUCGCACCGUAUCCUGUCAGCGGGUGUUCAGGAGGAGUAGCAAGACACUAUAUUUCUGCCACACACACCCUUCUAUGUUCUGUGUGCUCCUGCGCAUCGCAGAUCCCAGAAAGUGUUCCUGUCGUGUUGAACUAAAGGAAAAGUUAACAUGUAUCUGCACGCUUUGGUACGCGCAAGCCUUGGAUUUGUGGGUUUCCUUUUGGUCGCCUUUGUCCAACAGUCAGCUUCAGGAAGUAAAACCCCUCAAGAUGUGGACGAAUGUGCAGAGGCUCUAGACAACUGCAGCAUCGAUGCCAUCUGUCAGAACACCCCAAAGUCUUACAAAUGCAUUUGCAAGUCUGGCUACAAAGGUGAUGGCAAACACUGUGAAGAUGUCGAUGAGUGCGCGACUGAGUACAACGGAGGGUGUGUCCAUGAGUGCAUCAAUAUCCCAGGAAAUUACAGGUGCACAUGCUACGACGGUUUCCGUUUGGCCCAUGAUGGGCACAACUGUCUCGACGUGGACGAGUGCUCGGAAGGCAACGGUGGGUGCCAGCAGAUUUGUGUCAACAUGAUGGGCAGCUACGAGUGCCGCUGCAGAGAAGGCUUCCUCCUGAGUGACAACCAGCAUACAUGCAUCCAGCGGCCUAAAGUGCAACCAGAAGGCACAAAGGAGGGGCCCACCUGCAUGGACAAGAACCACGGCUGUGCGCACAUCUGCAGGGAAGCGCAGAAGGGUGGCAUCUCCUGUGAGUGCCGACCUGGAUUCCAGCUCACCCGGAACAUGAAGGACUGCAAACUGACGUGCAACUACGGCAAUGGAGGCUGCCAACACAUCUGCGAAGAGACGGACCAUGGCCCCAAAUGUUCCUGCCACAUGAAGUUUGUCCUCCACAGCGAUGGAAAGACUUGUGUAGGGGAGAGGAGUGUCCAGUCCCAGGCAGCCCCACAGCUGUUCCCUAAUGAGACCUGUGCCGUGAACAACGGCGGCUGCGACAGCACAUGUCACGACUCGGUGACAGGAGUUCGCUGCAGCUGCCCUGUCGGCUUCACUCUCCAGCCGGACCGCAAGACCUGCAAAGACAUUGACGAGUGCCGUCUGAACAACGGGGGGUGUGACCACGUGUGCCGAAACACCGUGGGCAGCUUCGAGUGCAGCUGCAAGAAAGGCUACAAGUUGCUAACCAACGAGAGGACAUGUCAAGAUAUUGAUGAAUGCUCUUUCGACCGUGCCUGCGACCACUUCUGUGUCAACUCCGCUGGCAGCUUCCAGUGUCUCUGUAAUAAAGGCUACGUCCUGUACGGCCUGGCCCACUGUGGAGAUAUUGAUGAGUGCAGCAUCAAUCGUGGAGGCUGUAAAUACGGCUGCAUCAACACUCUGGGGAGCUAUGAGUGUACCUGUCCGUCUGGAUACAAGCUUCACUGGAACAAGAAGGAUUGCAUUGAGCUGGUGAAAUGUCCUCCUGGACUUGUGGCACCGAAGGCCACCCUGACCUGCAGCAGGACGGGCAAAAAGGAGAGCUGUUCUCUUACCUGUGCUUCCAAGGCCUACUAUCUGGCAGGGACAAAUAACAGCUACUCAGUCAGCUGCGGCAUCCCGAUUCUCACGGGCAAGCCCCCUGCAAGGAUCAAUUCCAGCAUCAUUCAAGGCUGCGUAGAGACUUUGGCGCCUCCAGUGAAACAGAAGGCUUCUUUCAAGAUUAAAAAUGCCAAAUGUCACCUGCAUCCAAAGCUGACGGGCAAGACCGAGGACAGGGGACGGACACUGGGACCAGGAGGGGGGCAGCCUUGCAGCAACUGCCAGGUAACAUUUGUUAACCUUACAUGUGACUCCUCCAAGAAAGCUAAAGGGCGACACGCUCGCAAUCCCUCUAACAAAGGAGUAACGCGCAUCACUUUGGAGCUGGAAGCCGAAGUCAAACCUGGAGACACGACAGGAAGCUGCAACCUCAGCUGUUUGCGGCAGCGCAUGGAGAAGCAGGUGAAAACGUACAUCAAGGCUCUGAAGAAGUCCAUUAACCAAGAGCGCUUUCUGAUCCGGGUUGCUGGUUUGGAGUAUGAAGUGGCUCAAAAGCUUCCUCAGGCUGCACCCAUUCAGGACCACUGUGCCCCAGGCUGGGAGCGGGUCAGUGGCAGAUGUGUUAUGUGCCUGCCAGGGUCCUACUACCACGGGGGACAGGAGCGCUGUGUCCAGUGUCCACCCGGGACUUUCCAGGAGAAAGAGGGCCAGCUGGCCUGUGACCUCUGCCCUGGUAGCGAUGGACAUGGAGCUGUGGGAGCACGAAACAUCUCCUCUUGUGCAGGCCAGUGCCCGACUGGUUACUUCUCCAGCGAUGGCUUCAAACCCUGCCAGCCGUGUCCUCAGGGCACCUACCAGCCAGAUCUGGGAAGGACACUUUGUUUCCCCUGCGGUGGAGGCCUGAGCACGAAGCGGGAAGGUGCCAGCUCCUUUCAUGACUGCGAAGUCAAAGUCCAGUGUUCUCCAGGUCAUUACUACAACACCACCGUCCACCGCUGCAUUCGCUGCCCAGUGGGGACCUAUCAGACAGAGUUCAGGCAGAAUUACUGCAUCACCUGUCCAGGAAACACCACCACUGACUUUGAUGGGGCCACAAGCGUCUCGCAGUGCAAAAACAGGCAAUGUGGUGGUGAGAUGGGCGAGCUAAUGGGUUACAUUGAGUCACCUAACUAUCCUGGUAACUACCCUGCUAACGUGGAGUGUAUUUGGAAUAUCAACCCACCAAGCAAGCGCAAGAUCCUGAUCGUGGUGCCGGAGAUCUUCCUGCCCUCGGAGGAUGAGUGCGGCGAUGUUCUGGUCAUGAGGAAGAACUGGUCAGCGACAUCAAUCACCACCUACGAGACCUGUCAGACGUACGAGCGGCCCAUCGCCUUCACAGCUCGCUCCAGACGUCUGUGGAUAAACUUCAAGUCUAAUGAGGCCAACAGCGCCAGAGGUUUCCAGAUUCCUUAUGUUACCUAUGAUGAGGACUAUGAGCAGCUUGUAGAAGACAUUGUGCGAGAUGGGAGACUCUACGCCUCGGAAAACCACCAAGAAAUCCUGAAGGAUAAAAAACUGAUUAAGACUCUUUUCGAUGUGCUGGCCAACCCAAACCACUACUUUAAGUACACCACUCGGGAGUCCAACGAGAUGCUUCCACGCUCCUUCAUCCGUCUCAUAAGCAGCAAAGUGUCAGCGUUCCUGCGGCCAUACAAGUAAAAGCCUGCAGCUGCAGAGAAGAGGUACCGGAUUGCAACACCCACCCGACCGGCCCACGCCUUCUCCCUACUCCUCUCCCGACAUUCCCUGCCAAACGUUUAGGCCACAACUCUUCCAGGACUUCUUAACACAAAACCCUACGAGACACUUCACUCAGCAGACCUGAGAAAUGCCCGACAUGUCGUAACCCCCGUUUGCCCUUUAGGUUUAUUCUGUCUGUCUACCAGGUCUGUAUUCCUGCGCUCUAGCAUUUAGUGGGAAUGUUGAGUAUGCGAGUGGUUUCUGUUGUGUUGUGCAACGGAACCACGUAUAAGGAAGAAGAAAGAAAAAAACAAAACAAAGCUUAUUUCAGACAGUAGGAGUGUUGUUUUGUGUGUGCGGUUUGAGCCUGAUAGAGCUUGUUAUUGUGUUUGCUCCAGUUCCUUACCAUUAAGUGUGACUGUCUGUGUUGUGUAAAAGUGUUGUGCAACUCUGGUGCCAUCGUUGGUGUCUGAGCGCUGUCCUCCAGGAGGAGCGGUCGCUUGAAUCCUGAGUUUUCCAGCUCCUUUGAAGCCCGGCUGUGUUUUUGAGCUCUUAGAGCCUUUUCCAACUGUUAAAACAGUUCAACCGUGUUUUGCUCCGUCUGUUUAGACUGUUACCCGUGUUUCCCAACCUCCGGGUUAUUCCUUCUGGUCGUUUUUUUGUUGUUGUUGUUGUUGUUCCAAACCAACUACAAAGCAAACACGAAAGUGUGGUUUGUCAUUCCACAGAACCCAGCGGACAUUCGGGAGAUAAAUGAUCGUGAGAGGUGGGAUGAUGUGAUGUCUGGUGGAAACAUGUUUCAGAGAGUGAGAGUAAUGUCUCUGUGGGACAUUAUGUUUGCUGCUUCUUUUUAAAAAGGUCACUUUAAUUCUUCAGUCUCAUUGUCUUUCUCAUGUACUCUUCAUACUAAUAUUCUGUAGGGUUUAAAAAAAAAAGGGAAGCUCAGAAUCCAUAAUAGCUCUGUUUCUUUUACAAACAUUAAGUUGAUAAUCUCUCAUUACUCGUCUGUGGAUUUACGAAUUAUUUUUGUUUUUGGUCUUGUAAAUAGUGAGAUUAAUCUAGACGAGGGUUGAACUCUUUAAUCCUGAUUUUUUAGGUCCAGCACACUUCUUCCCAGAUCCAGUCGCUUCUCCGCCCCUGAGGUCUUGCUAGUCUCAAAUCCAAAGACACUCAACACCCCCAACUCGGUCUGUGUCCUGUCCCAAUGAAGACAGCUCAUCCAAAGACCGCUCAGAUCGGGCAGCUCGAGUAGUUUCCUGCUCUAGAUUUGGAACCAACCGUCCCUUCUGUUUUUUUUUUUUUUUUUUUUUUAAAGUGCAAUGAAAAAAGAAAAAAAAAAUGGUUCCGCUCAGUUGCGACCCACACGGAAAUUUGAAAAAUGUGUUUUGGGCUGUGGUCUUGUUGAGACUAUUAAUCAUCUAUUAAUACUAUUAUCAUCAAUUCAUCAUAGGCAGAAAUUAUUUAGGCGUAAAUGAAAGAAA
Molecule: messenger RNA, 4983 nt
Organism: Poecilia latipinna (sailfin molly)
Lineage: Eukaryota; Metazoa; Chordata; Actinopteri; Cyprinodontiformes; Poeciliidae
Gene: scube3
Product: signal peptide, CUB domain, EGF-like 3
Exons: 23
Coding region: 434-3481 (1015 amino acids)
Biological process (GO): signal transduction
Cellular component (GO): cell surface
Molecular function (GO): calcium ion binding
Source: RefSeq, a predicted model, not a curated record